GAUUUUAAGUAUCGAUGACAAUAAAUGGAUGAGUCUAAUGUCCAUUUUAUUGUUAAAAACCCAAUAGAGAUUUAAGUGUGAAACAGGAUGCUGAGAGAUAUAAAUAAAAAUGUUUAAAUUAUUAGAAUGAGGAUUUUAUUUAUUUAAACAAGAGGGGGAAUUCUGAUAAUUAUGUAAGUAAUGUGGACUCGAAAAUUCAAAGGAUAAAGAACGUAUCAGAGCGGGUUUCAGAUGCAUUGCUGAGAGUGAAAGCGUAAGCAUCAGGACUCAUAUGUAUUUGUUGUGUCUACUAAAGCUGCUGAAUCUUUCGUAUAGUUGUAUAGUUUCAGCGUGUUGACCGCAAGGCCAAUAAAGUGUAACACAACAUUACUCUAAUACAUUUAAUAAAUUUCUACUGGACCAAAAUUAUUUUACAAAUAUGUUUAAGUUCAUUAUUUUUAGUUUUUGUUAUAUGAUCAUUUUAUGUCAUACUGCAGAAUUUGAAGAUGCAUUUAAACAUUGCCAUCCAAACGUCAGUGGAUUUGAUUCAUGUAUUAGAGAGGGAUUGAAUUCUAUAAGGCCAUAUUUUAAAACAGGCUUGUCGAAAUAUAAUGUUAAACCAUUCGAUCCAUUUUUUGCUGAGGAAGUAACAGUGACAAGAGGUUUACCUAGACUUGGUUUUAUUUUGACAUUGAGAAAUGUUACAGAAAGUGGUUGGACAGCAAGUAAAGUUACCAAAUUUGUCAGCGAUUUAUCUAAUUAUAAAGUUGUUUAUACUCAAAGUUUUCCAGCAAAAUUUUUGAAUGGUGAUUAUGAGUUUACUGGUAAUUUAUUAGGUCCCAAGCUGACAAAUAAAGGAAAAUUUACUCUCGAUUUAUAUGAUUUGAUUCAAACAACAACUGUAACAAAACAACCAGGAGAAAAAUUAAAAGCGCGUAUUGAAGUAGAGACAAUACGAGAUUUAAAAUUACAUAUUUCAAAUCUUUUGCAAGGACGUCUUGUUUUAGAAAAUUUCAUGGAUACAAUAAUAAAUGGUGCGUGGCAACCAGGUUUUGUUGUAACAAAAGGUAUAAUUAAUGACCUCGUGUCAAAUGCUUUUACUAAAAUAUUUGGUGAGGCUUUUCAAAAUUUUCCAUUUGAAAAAAUAAUUAAAAAUAAAUAAAGAAAUAUUUACUUUUAAUAAAAAAAAAAUAAAUUUGGAAAAUUUUGUUUGUGAUAUAUAUUUUUAAAUAUAUAUUUAAAUUAGUGUUUUAAAAAUAAAUACAUUUUUUAUAAUUAUUUAUUUAAAAUUUUGUAUCGAUAUCAUUGAGAAAUUUUUACAAAUAAGUACAAAAUGUAACCUACAUAUACGUAAUUAAAAAAACUUGUCGUUAAGCGAAUUGCCUAAGUCAUGUACAUACAUUUUUUCGCAUUUACUUGUGUUACUAUACACGGAAAGAUUUUUAAAAUAAUUUUAAAUAAAAAAUUUUUCUAAUUAUCUGCUUUGUUUUUCUUUUCGAAAGAUAAGUGCCUGUAAUUAUUGUUUGAAAGAAGAAAUAAUCAUAUAUUUUUAGUUUUUUUUUUUAAUUGGUAGUUGCUUACCUUGAAGUCCCGAUAGACUCAAAGGUCUUUGACCCGUUUAUGACUAGAUUAAAUCUCAAAGUCUAAUUUAUAUUAAAAUAGUUGUUCACUACUAUUAAUAUUAAUGAGAAAAAUGUUUUUUUAUUUCAAAUUAUAUUUAAUUAGCAUUGUCAUUAUAAAUAUUUCUGUGUUGACAAUUCAAAAAUUAUUUCUUUGUACAAAUUAUGUAUUAAUUUUAUUUUUAAAUUAUAAAUU
Molecule: messenger RNA, 1794 nt
Organism: Microplitis mediator
Lineage: Eukaryota; Metazoa; Arthropoda; Insecta; Hymenoptera; Braconidae
Gene: Jhbp16
Exons: 4
Coding region: 419-1141 (240 amino acids)
Source: RefSeq, a predicted model, not a curated record